GCAUUACGUUCACCGGAAGUGACUACGUGCCUUGGUAUCCCACGUGCGUUUACGGUUUGUUGUCAUUUAUAGCAGACCACAACAGGUACUGCUGUUUUUGUUUACCUGAGGGUUAUUUACCAGAGAGAACAUUUUUACCUGAGACUUAAAAUGAACACGAGAACAAACGGAGAAGAAGACGAAGAUUCUGCGUUUCUUGAAGACGUUUUGGACAAGCUGUAUGACUUUGGUAAUGGUCCAGCAUCCAAAAAGAAGAACAAGUCUCAGAAGAAGAAACGAAAAAGAUGCGAGGAAGAGAAGGAGCGGGAGGAGGAAGAUUUCCCUGUAGUUGGGGCUUGGGGUUGCUGUGACAUUGACAACAAACGAACAGAUCAUGUCAUUCCUGUAAACCAGCAGGGACGAUCAAAUACUGAGCAAAGAGGUCAAACCACGCCGCAGGUAGAGGUGGUGACAUUUCAGGAUCCCAGGAAGAAACAGAAAACAAAGCAGACGCCAGCCCCGGAGAAGAAACCUGCCCUUCAGACGACGGAGAAGACCGAGAGCAGCGAGCCGGAAGAACUCAAUUUAGAAAAGGCUCGUUUUGAGGUCCAUCGGUUUGGAAUCACCGGCUACAAAAAAGAGCAGCAGCGUGUUUUCGAACAGGACAGGGCCGUAAUGCUGGGAGCCAGACCUCCGAAGAAGGACUAUGUGAACUACAAGGUGCUGCAGCAGCAGAUCAAAGACAGGAAGCAGAAAGCAAAGGAGGAGGUUAAUCCGGAACUGAAGAAGAAGAAGAGAAAGAACAAUCACGGGGACAAGACCAAGAAGGUGUCCUCUGGUUCUGGGGGGGCCCCCACGGGUCAGGUGGGCCGCUUCAAGAACGGCAUGCUGAUCCUCAGCACCAAGGAGAUUCAGAAAAUCAAAGGCAACAAGAGGCGCAAAUAGGUGUGAGAGUGAGUGUGUGUGUACCUCAGGGGAAGUCGAAGAGGAGUGCCCCAAAAAGCCAGGAAACAUGUUGGGACUUCUGUUGGGACUUGACAUAAAAACUGGAGUCAUGAGAGGUCGUCGGUGACUCAGCUUUCUGCAGGACUGCCUGCAGAGUUCUCAGGAGGCGGACAAAAUUAUUCAGAGGAAAUCACUGAUCUGCAGUGACAGAGUGCUGAGUCAUGAAUCCAAUGUAUUGAUCUGUGAGAUGGACCCUGAAUGCACCAAACAGGAGACCAGUCAUCAUCCCAUCACAGUUAAUUUAUUUUGUUUUAUAAAUGACAGAAAAAGACAUUUGCGUUUGUUGUGUUUACACUGUAAAGGUUUGAAAAUUAUGCAGUUACAAUGCAUUUCUCAUAUACAAACCAUGUAGUCGUACAAAACAGUUACAUUUACAUUGGCAAGAAGGGAGGGGAAGGGGGGGUCAUAACAGGACAGAUGUGGAGGGGGGGGGGCAAUCAUUAAAAAAAUGGACACACAAGUCUUGGCAGAAGUUUCCAUGAAGAAACGCACAAACACACACACUCUGAAUGAGCCAUGAGAAAAGCUUUCUCCCUUUAUAAACCUUUAUGUACACGACUUCCUGACAGCCUGACGAAGCUGCCAACGCUCCAGAUGUCGACGUGAUAGAUUAUAGAAUCCCCAGAUUUUGUUUUUGUUAAAGGGAAAAACACGAGCGAUGAGGAUGGCGGCGAAACAAGAGGUGAUCUGGCAGUGUGCGGCUGGGUGAGGUCACAAUUCUCACACCGGUUUCUCUUUCGAAGCAGCUUUUUGUGUUAUUUAUAGAUUCCAACAGCGAAUAUGAAGCUUAUAUCUGCACCACGUCGCACGAGUUUGAAGCGAGAAGCGAAUCCGUUUUAUGUUGAGGAGAUUGUGUUGGAAAAAAAACCUGCAAAUUGUCCAUAUAUAUAUAUUUAUAUAAUCAUCAGCCAUCAACUUUAAGAACGAUAAAUCCAUGAGGGCAAAAUAUACAUAGAAAAUAAAUAUGAAAUAAAUAUAUUUACACACUUUGUAGAGUAAAUAAACCAGCCAUUAGUUUCAUUUAUAUAGCAAACAGCAGUGACAUGCUUAUUUCCCAGCACCAUAUCCUGAAGUUAGUCAAAUAUGUCACAUUCAUGGGUGGGUGAAGUGUUGGGUAAAGGGACAUGCCAACAAGCACUCGUACAAUACCAUAUUUAGAAAGGACAGUGUGACUCAGAUGUGUUUUCUUGUCCAUGUCUGUCACAAAGAAUUGUUUUAGAAAAGAACAGUGCAUCGGAAAGUAAAAGGCGUGACCUAUUUUCACCAGUGAAUAUUCACACCUUUCUAUUAGCUUUCAUUCCCUCUGGUGCUCAUCCUCUUUGAUACCAACAAACCCUGCAAACCCCAAAUCAUCCAGAGUUUUUAAUAUCCCCUCCCUCCCUCCCUCCCUGCGGCCACACGAUAGAUGUCUCACUUUGGCUCCCAGCUCUAGACAUCUAUUCCCGGGUCAGGGUUAAAGGUGACCACAGGGCAGGUUUCUCCUCUGUGGUGUGUGAUAAAGGUGGCAGCGCUGUCAGAAGUGAAGGCUGAGCAGCCAGAAAGCCUCGCAUGAUGCAAAUGUAGCCCUUAGGUGGUAGUCUGGCAGUCUGCGGCACAUCAGGAUAAGAUUUCCCUUUUGUCGGGUAUUCAGGUGUUUGCUUUGCGGGGGUCGGUGGAAACCGGUUCAGAUGCUGGCUUUUACUUUGAUGCUGCUUUCAUGUUAUGUGGGAAAUUUGAGGCGCUAGAAGAAAGAAAUGCGGCUUUAAGACUUGACAGUUUCAGUUGCACCAUAUCCAGAUAAAUGCACGUUGAAAUUCAAGCACAAUGAUGAAGUGUUUGGGAAUCAUAUUGUCUCAGUUAAUUGUCAGUACUGCAAUAAAUGUCUACAGAAACCUGAA
This is a messenger RNA of Notolabrus celidotus (New Zealand spotty), 2861 nucleotides long. It is a transcript of the gene fsaf1, whose product is annotated as chromosome 13 C1orf131 homolog. NCBI's taxonomy places the organism in Eukaryota, Metazoa, Chordata, Actinopteri, Labriformes, Labridae. The coding region runs from base 151 to 924 and encodes 257 amino acids. The transcript has 8 exons. The record is from RefSeq and is a predicted model, not a curated record.